AUUCAUUUCCUGAGAACUGCCUGAGCUGAGCAGCUGAGAGGCAGAAGGGGAGGGAGCUGCUCACUCACACACUCUCACACACACAUUGUCACACACACACGUACAUACACGCAGAGUGAGAGGAGAGAAGAGGAGAGGGAGAGGAGGAUAGGAGACAGAGAGGAUUGUAGAAAAGGAAAACAGUCUCCACGGCUCUGCAGCUUCUGACAAGGCAGCCUAAGAAACAGGAUGUUAAUGCUUGACGGAAUGCCUGCAGUGCGAGUCAAAUCUGAGCCCCUGGACUCGGAACAAGGGUCACCUAAAGUGCGCCCUUACUCUGUGAUGGACGGCGUCCCCUUCUUCCUCAGCAGAGUUAAACCCGAACCUCCAGAAGACCUGCUCGCUCACGACCUGCACUUCCACACACAGACCGAGCCUGUCGACCUGUCAAUCAACAAACCCCGCCCCUCCUCUCUAUCCACCACCCCUAGCACCACCUCAUCAUCUUCCCCUCUCAGAUACGCGUUCUCCCCGUCUUCUUUAUCGUCGUCAUCCUCCUCCUCCUCCUCGUCUCCAUCGGUGAUCACCUCAGCCUCGUCGCUGCUCACGCCGGGCCCUCUGGUCGCCCCCGGCAGCGGGGUCAGAGGUCAGCCGUAUUUGCACAUCCUGCACUCUGUGCCGCCGCCUCCAUCCAGCCCUCUGAGCCUGCAGGGAGCAGGGAAGCUGGUCAGCCAUGUUCACCGCAUCCCUGUUGUGGUGCAGUCGCUGCCCCUCAUGUACACCACUGCCAUUCGAUCGCCCUCCAGACUCAACAACGCCAUCAUGCUACCUCUGCUGGAGGAGGUGAAGAGACAGGGCAAAGCAUACACAGACCACAACGGCCUGUCGCCAAGGCAGAUCAAGAGUGACAGUGACGACGACGACCUGCCAAACGUGACCUUGGACAGUGUUAAUGAGACCGGCUCCACUGCGCUGUCUAUAGCCCGCGCUGUACAAGAUUCCAUGUCCCCGUUCAGUAUUGAAAGCAUACGACGCCCCCGGAGGUCAGAGUCACCAGAUUCCAAAAAGAGAAGAAUUCACAGAUGUGACUUUGAGGGCUGCAAUAAGGUGUACACUAAAAGCUCCCACUUAAAAGCACACCGGAGGACGCAUACAGGGGAAAAGCCAUACAAAUGCACCUGGGACGGCUGCACGUGGAAGUUUGCCCGCUCUGAUGAGUUGACGAGGCAUUACAGAAAACACACAGGGGUGAAGCCCUUUAAGUGCGCAGACUGUGACCGCAGCUUCUCCAGAUCCGACCACUUGGCCCUGCACCGGCGGAGACACAUGCUGGUGUGAAUCAGACGGAGCGAGAUAAAGAGGAAUGGAAAGAGAGAGAAAAGAGAUCAAUGGGACAGGCACACACAAACAGGCAGCCGGGGGAGCGGGAUCUCCCUAUGAAUGUUUUACAGCUGGCCUGGACGCACACAUGUACACAUACAUACGCACACACACACACACACUCUCUCAUCCGUCAUGAGGAAAGAAGAAGAAGAAGAAGAAGAAGCACAGAGCUUGUGGAGCACAACACAGGGUCACUUCUGGAUCCUCUCCGGGUUGGAAGGAAAAGACGGCAGAUCUGUUAUUGUUGUUCUUUGGAGUAUAAUAGGGAACUGUCUUUUACAGCACUGUUUGUAAAUGUCUCACUUUGAUUUUUAAAGAAGAACUCGCACUCUUUAUUUGGACGAAAACAAUAUACAAUGCAAUUGCGGCGGUCUCUUUUUCGUAUCUUUCCUUUCAUUAUUCUUCAAACAGCUGCUUUUCCAGCAUUCAUAAUGUGAAAGACCCCAUUGUUUGGAGUGGAUUUCCUGUGCGAGCAGAAAGGAGUUAGGCCUGGACCGGAUCACAGGAAAGGACUUGGGCCUAGUUGGAGUUACAGGCAGUAUUGUUGCACCGUGCCUCCCUGUGAGUCAGAUUUGUGACCAGCAGAGGGUGUCCUUUCAUCACGGAUGGUUUUUUCUUCGCUUGCUGGAGCUGUUUUAUCUGAGGCUUUCUAUAUGGAAGCUAAAAGAGGGCUGGACUUUCACCUGUCUCAUUGCCAGCUAACAGUAAAUGACUUCAAAAGCCACAAUCUGAAUGGAUCAACCUCAUCAACACGUCUACUUUCAUAGAUUUGAAUUACUUAAUUCGAAACAGUAAUAACUGGACACUCAUGUCAUCACACCAGCAAAGAAACACACCGUUUAUGACCCGCUCACAGGGCCGGACCACCCCAAAUCUCAUCAGUGCUACUCUUUCUGUUGAGCCUCUUGAAAGCAUUUCUUAAAAAAAAAAUCUUUGGUGGAAUUUGUGCUGUGAUUAGCAAUCAGUAAAGUGCAAUCUUUAAGGAUAAAUAUACUUUUAGUAUGACAACUUUUUGUUUAUUGAAUCUUACUUCUUUGUUUUGUUAUGCCUGCUUAUUGCUUAUGUUUGACUCAGAAUAAUACAACCCCUCAUGUACAGUGAACUUGAAACAAUCAGAGGAGAUUUCCAGUACAGUAUGUGAAAAAAAAACAGAGGCACCUUACAGACUCACGCUUUCAUUCUGUCCCGAUUGAUCUUGUUUUUUUAUUAUUCAGCUCUGUUUUCUCAGCUGGGUUUGACAGUGAAAGGAACUUGCGUUGUGGUUUUGCACAGCGGCACUUGACCAUAAGCUGAAACUGACACAGGAGCAGUGUUACAGGGAUAGUGUGCUACCUGAUCUACAAUACAGUUGAGCAAUACAUUACUGAACAAAGUGAUGAGAAGGAACGCCAAUGUCCUCUUUGUUCUUUUUGUUGAUGUCAAUAUCGGAGGAGAAGUUUCUAACUGGGCCAACUCUUCUCUCUGUACCACGACUCCCUCUGUUUGAUUGGCCCCCUAGCUCCAGCACAAGGCUCUAAUCUGACGUGUCUACGUUAGUGAGUUACUCCCAAUCAUUUUGUUUGUCUCGAAUACAGAAAAUCACUUGAAAUGUUCUCACCUCAGACCAGAUAUAUGUUAUCUGAUUCACCUGAGAUUUGGCUAUAACAAAUGCUGAAAAAUGGGGGGAAUUCACAUGCAUAUACAUACUUUAAAAACAUAAAUACAAUAUGCUUGUAAAGCACUUCUACAUUUUAGAUGCGGUUACUGGCAGUACUAUCUUCUCUCUUCGAGCACAUCACUUAACUUUAAUCAGGACAUUAAAUUAAAGAGUUUUUUUAUAGUCAUAAUAACAGAUAUUUCUGCAAGUAUUUCCAAUUCUCUUAAUGCUGUGUACGACCUGCAGACAUAAACUCAAAGCAUCAGGCCAUCCCAUAAUAUUUGAUAGUGCUGCUAAAUGCAUUCAUUGGACCGAAGCCAGUAAAAAAAGAAAUGGCAACCCUUCUGAUAAUAGCACCUUGAAAACACACACACUCACACACAUUUAAACACACACUUUGCAUUGAGCAUCCUCACCUUCAGUGAAGUAGCCAAAUCCAGGAAGUCAUUUCCACACAUGCACCCAAUGUAUGUGACCCCGUCUGAUGUAACGAAGAAUGGUAAUGUAAGUUAUCAUUAUUUAUAUAUAUUAUUUGCGCACAUGUCAUUAUGCCCAGUUGUAUUAUCAUUUUGGCAAAAAAGCAUAUCAGCACCUUGUUUGUUUAAUAGUAUGAUUUUCAAAUUAUUUUAUUUCAGAUGUCAAUUUAUAAACAAAUAGUCAUCAUCAUAUUUUAUCCUCCAUAUAAUGUAUAAGAAACAUUUUAUUGUCGAGGGGCACUUCAUCUUUGCAUAUAACUCUUUUUCUUCUGUAAAAAGGAUAUUUUGAAAUGUUGUAAUAUAUGUGAUAGUGAAGAUAACACUUAUUACAAAGUUCUACAGCCUGUAUAUACAUUGGAAAAAUAGGGCUUUUGAUUAGUAGAUGCAGGAGAUACAUUUAUACAUGUAAAGUCUUUUUUUCAGAGACUGUAAUUUAUCUAAUUUGAUAUACAGUGAAAUGGGGCUUAUUGUAUCCAUCGUGUAAAUGAUCAUAUGUGAUGUUAUAGAACAGUUUGCUUUCUUUGGUUUGUGGUUUAAUAAGUUCAUGAUCAAAUCAUUUUUAUUCCCAAGGCUGAACCAGUGUUUGCUUUUAACAACAAAUUAUUUAUAUACAUUGACCGUAAUAAGGUACUCGAUUCCCUAUGUUGCUAUUUUGCUAUACCCGGACAAGAAAUUCUAUGAUCAAGCACAUAUCAACACGUCUCGUAUUCAGUGUAUGACGAUGCAUGCCUUAAAACACCAGUUUUUUCUCGAUUAAAUUAGACUUGAACAUGGUGUCUCCACAGGACAGGGUGUGUUAUAUUUCCCUUCAGCAUCUCUUUCCUCAUUUUAAAGCAUAAUUUUGUAACGGUUACCAGGGUCAAAGUUAUGCAAUAAUAAUGAAUAGUGCCUCAUAUUGCAAACUUGUAAUAUCAAACGCUCUGGGCAGAGUUUGGAUUUUAACAUGCGUGCUCAAAUUAAUUACUAUCUAAUGGGAAACCAUACAUUUUUAAAACAAAAAGCACAGACAACAUUAUGCAAGUCGGACCUUUAACGUUUAUUUUUCGCACUGAGCCUUAUGCCAUUGUGUCAAAUGCAGCAUCUUCCCAUAACACUUUCACAGGCUGUUUAUAGCUCACGUUAUUACUUUGCUUGCAAUAAGUCACUUCCUCUAAGGGGGAAAACGGAGUUACAAAGGCCUCUAUGUUUCAUCCCAUGAAUUCAUCAUGGAGGAUAAUGAGGAGUCUUGUGGCUGGAUGAGGGCUGUAAAGCAACGCCUUUGUUAAUGAAUACUGAUCUUACACGUCUCUAUCAGUUCAAUAUCUAUUUUACUUUCUGUGUAACAUCUGCUUUUGAUUUAUUGGUUUUAAAAAUGUAAGUAGUGAAGCCAAUGCCUAUGUUUCAAGUUUGCUGAUAUUACGUACAGUAAUCGUUGUUCCUGUAUUUAUGUAAAGUGAGUGUAGUGUAAAUAUAUUCAGAUCUUUUCAUUCUUACCGUGAAAAAAAAAAAAAUUGUGAUAUUGCUCAGCAUCAGCUUAAAAAGGGAGAUUCUGCUCAUGGAAUUCCACAAAUGUAAAAGAAAUUUUUAAUCCUGAUAUUUUUCAAAAAUUCAAGAACAGGUGUCCUUUUUUUUCUGUUACGAUUUUCUUUUCUCCAAGAGUUGUUUAAGUAUCCAGUCAGUGUUUUGCCUUUUUCUCUGUAUUUUUCAUAUGGAUGGAGCUGUGAAAUUAAAAUAAGUUCAAACAUAUACAUGUAUAUUAAUAUGAAUGGAGGCAUGAAGGUUAAUAAAGUUGCAUUUUGUAU
This is a messenger RNA of Trematomus bernacchii (emerald rockcod), 5255 nucleotides long. It is a transcript of the gene klf12b, whose product is annotated as Kruppel-like factor 12b. Gene Ontology annotation, biological process: regulation of transcription by RNA polymerase II. The record is from RefSeq and is a predicted model, not a curated record. NCBI's taxonomy places the organism in Eukaryota, Metazoa, Chordata, Actinopteri, Perciformes, Nototheniidae. The coding region runs from base 229 to 1317 and encodes 362 amino acids. Gene Ontology annotation, molecular function: RNA polymerase II cis-regulatory region sequence-specific DNA binding; DNA-binding transcription factor activity, RNA polymerase II-specific. The transcript has 6 exons.